AACAGCAGAGCUUGAACGUCACACUCCAGAAAUGAAACUAAAGUCAGUCAGAGCAACAACGGAGCUGCAGUCCAGAUGAGUGUGUUUCUGUCUAAAAGAAAAUUAAAGUGAGUCCAUCAGGUCUUUGUCAACAACACAGCAGAGUCUCUACCAAACACUGACAUGUCUGCUGCCAGCUGUCUGCUAUCUGAAGAUCAGUUUCUGUGCUCCAUCUGUCUGGAUGUGUUCACUGAUCCAGUCUCCACACCAUGUGGACACAACUACUGCAAAAACUGCAUCAAUCAACACUGGAACACUGCUGACCAGUACCUGUGUCCGGUGUGUAAAAAGGUUUUUAACAUAAAACCUGAGCUGCACAUCAACACUUUCAUCUCUGAGAUGGUUGCUCAGUUCAGAAAACUCAACAAGUCAACUCAACAGAAAGCCAGCAGCAGCAGCUCAGAGCAACAAGUUGCCAAACCAGGAGAAGUUUCCUGUGACGUCUGCACUGGAACCAAACUGAAGGCCCUGAAGUCCUGCCUGGUGUGUCUGACCUCCUACUGUGAGACUCACCUGGAGCCUCAUCUGACAGUGUCAGGCCUGAAAAGACAUCAGCUGAUGGACCCUGUGGAGAACCUGGAAGACAGGAUGUGUACGAAGCACGAUAAACCUCUGGAGCUGUUCUGUAAGACCGACCAGACAUGUGUCUGCAUGCUCUGCUCUGUUUUAGACCACAGGACACAUGAGUUUGUUCCUGUGAAAGAAGAAUGUGAAGGAAAGAAGGCAGAGCUGGAGAAGACAGAGGCUGAAAUUCAGCAGAUGAUCCAGAAGAGACGACUGAAGAUUGAGGAGAUCAAACACUCAGUCAAGAUCAGUAAAGAUGAUGCAGACAGAGAGAAAGCAGAAGGUGUUCAGGUCUUCACUGCUCUGAAGGAGUCUGUUGACAGAGGCCUGAACCAGCUCAUAAAGGAGAUGGAAGAGAAACAGAAAACCACAGAGAAACAGGCUGAAGACUUGAUCACAGAGCUGGAACAGGAAAUCUCUGAGCUGAUGAAGAGAAGCACUGAGGUGGAGCAGCUCUCACUCUCUGAAGACCACCUCCACCUCCUCCAAAACUUCCCAUCCCUGAAAGCUGCUCCACCCACCAAGGACUGGACAGAGGUCAGAGUCCGUCCACCAUCAUAUGAGGGGACUGUGGUGAGAGCUGUGGCUCAGCUGGAGGAGACGCUCAGUAAAGAGAAGAAGAAGCUGAUUGAGGCUGAGCUGAAGAGGGUCCAGCAGUGUGCAGUGGAUGUGACUCUGGAUCCUGAUACAGCACAUCCUGAACUCAUCCUGUCUGAUGAUGAGAAACAAGUGAAACAUGGUGAUGUGAAGAAGAAUCUUCCAGAAAAGCCAGAGAGAUUUUCUCCUUGUCCAUGUAUCUUAGGAAAGCAGAGUUUCUCUUCAGGCAGAUUUUACUUUGAGGUUCAGGUUAAAGGAAAAACUAAAUGGACUUUAGGAGUGGCCAGAGAGUCGAUCUACAGGAAGGGAAACAUCAGACUGAGCCCUCAGAAUGGUUACUGUACGAUAUGGUUGAGAAAUGGAAAUGAGUACAAAGCUAAUGCUGUCCCUCCAAUCACUCUCUCUCUGAAGUCUGGUCCUGAGAAGGUGGGGGUGUUUGUGGAUUAUGAGGAGGGUCUGGUCUCCUUUUAUGACGUAGAUGCUGCAGCUCUCAUCUACUCCUUUACUGGCUGCUCCUUCACUGAGAAACUCUACCCAUACUUCAAUCCUGGGUUUAAUGAUGGUGGUAAAAACUCUGCUCCUCUGAUCAUCUGUCCUGUCAAUCAAACUGAACAGACUAAUAACUAAAGUUAUGUUAUUAUUUAUUUUUCUUUGAGGGAACAAAUGUACAAAUUUAAUAUAAAUAUUGUACAAUUAGGAUCUUUCUACAUGAUCAGAUUUCUCUGGUGACUGAGUUUGCCACCAGUAUGUUCAUCAUGCCACCAUGAAAUUAUGAAACAUCCAGAUUAUCUUAUUCAGUAAAUUUGCAGCCAUAGAAAACAAAACUGAAAAAUAAACUCUGAUGUUGAAAAUAUUGGCCUCAGUGAGCAAUGAUUUAAGCACCAAAGGUUUGGAAAUAAAGUCUGAUAGUUACUGUUACAGUUUAAAAUUUUAAUCCUGAAGAUUUCAGUCCUGGUGGAUUUAAUGCCACCUGGUGGUUACUGGUGGUAACAACAACUGUGGUUUCUUAGAACAGGAGCUUCUUUGUCAGAACUGUAACAGAAGAGUAGUGGCAGCAGAAAUACAGCAGGAACAUAGAAUGAGUUCAGCCAAUGCUGAUUAAAUUUCUCUGUAUUUCA
Molecule: messenger RNA, 2318 nt
Organism: Lates calcarifer (barramundi perch)
Lineage: Eukaryota; Metazoa; Chordata; Actinopteri; Centropomidae
Product: E3 ubiquitin-protein ligase TRIM21
Exons: 2
Coding region: 163-1827 (554 amino acids)
Molecular function (GO): protein binding; zinc ion binding
Source: RefSeq, a predicted model, not a curated record